CCGCGGUCCUUCAAGGAGCGCAUGCGGUACUUGUGGAAGAGGUACGGUUGGUGGGCAUUAGGAGUGUACCAGCUCUGGUCCUUUGUCGACGUUUCCCUCACCUUUGCAGCGAUUCACCUGCUAGGUGCGGAUCACAUACGCAAAUUGGAAGGCAGGGUGAGGGAGUGGGCGGGUAUUGGAAAGAGGCAAAUGAAGGAUGAGGAUGGAGAAGGCAUGAUCAGUGCGGCUGUAUGGACGGAAUUGGUGCUGGCAUACACUAUCCACAAGACCUUGCUGCUACCUUUUAGAGUAGCGCUCACAGCUGCCGUCACGCCGGCUUUUGUCAAGCAGAUGGUCAAGCUGGGUUGGGCC
Messenger RNA from Ceraceosorus guamensis, 351 nucleotides. RefSeq lists its product as hypothetical. The record is from RefSeq and is a predicted model, not a curated record. Gene Ontology annotation, cellular component: mitochondrion. The transcript has 2 exons. The annotation marks the transcript as partial. Lineage: Eukaryota; Fungi; Basidiomycota; Exobasidiomycetes; Ceraceosorales; Ceraceosoraceae.